AUGAAGGAAUGUCGUACACGUUCUGGCAAAAUUCCAUCUUCAGCAUCAUCAAGUGUAACAUCACAAGGACCGGCUCUUGUUCAAACAUCUAUGCCUCGCUUUGCAUAUAAUAAAAAACGAUUAAGUGAACGUUUUCAGACGCAACUGAAAGAUGCAGAGCUUAAAUUUAUAACAGCAGGAAGCCACUUGUUCAACGCUCUUGAAAACGAUGGUGUUCUAGAUUUGGUGCCGAAAUAG
Messenger RNA from Adineta ricciae, 237 nucleotides. Lineage: Eukaryota; Metazoa; Rotifera; Eurotatoria; Adinetida; Adinetidae. The record is from the annotation of a GenBank genome assembly.